This is a messenger RNA of Ruditapes philippinarum (Manila clam), 2778 nucleotides long. RefSeq lists its product as uncharacterized. The transcript has 4 exons. Gene Ontology annotation, biological process: protein O-linked glycosylation via mannose. The record is from RefSeq and is a predicted model, not a curated record. Lineage: Eukaryota; Metazoa; Mollusca; Bivalvia; Venerida; Veneridae. Gene Ontology annotation, cellular component: Golgi apparatus. The coding region runs from base 361 to 2196 and encodes 611 amino acids.
UCCGUGUAAAGAAUUUGAAGAGGGAAGCAAAAUAUAACUUGAUUUUUUUAUGUCUAAUCAAAAUUCUUAUUUCUGUUUUAUCAUGCGAUAAAACAGUUAUACCAAACUCGACUAUUAUGUAUUUCUACAUAAUUAUAAUAGCUCGUCGCCAUACUGUAACACAAUAUACCUAAACUUGUGUGUAUGAAAGACGUGAUCAGUUAGAUUACGGUUCCACAUCGUACUUUAUAUUUUGGCUAUGUUUUAUUGACAAGGAUAUCUGGAUACCUGUAGACAUCAGCCAUCAUACUGGUAGCAUCUAGCAGAAGCUGAUCAAUAGUAUCAGACAGGUGCUUAUUGGAAUAAUGCGCAGAGGACAAAAUGCAAGGUUUGGAUUCAAGAUGGAAGCUGUUUCUAGGGGCAAUGUUUCUCAGUUCCUUUAUCAUUAUUCCAUACUUAUAUGGGACGUACCAAAUGAAACAGAAUGUGGAGCCACUUGUUAAAGGUUGGUCAAGUCAGCUUCCUGUGCAUCUAGAUAUAGAACAUUUAGCGAAAAAAGAUUCAAAAGAAAAGCUGAUAGCACUUGCUAAAGUAAUUCACAGUGCAAAGAAACAUGUCCGUGGGUCUAAAACGUCCGAUUUUCUCAAAAAAGCUAUUUCUAUUGUGAACACUAUGCUUGGAGAUAUCAAUGUGAAUCCGAAAGAAGUGUAUGAAAGAAGGAGUGAAAAAUCUGAACAUAUAUGCGGAGAAAUAUACAAAGGAGGUCAAUACGGGUAUCCGCUGUAUUAUACAGGCUUUGUCACAGAAAAAUGUUCCUAUAGUGUACCAGUAUCAAAACUUGUUACUGUUAUCAAAUAUAUAGCACUACCAAGUGGUAAGGAAAGUUCUUUGGUUACACUUGAUAGAUUUAUUUCUUCAAUCAAUAGCACUCUGAAUAAUUCAAGUAUUCGAAUAGCUGUUAAAAUUAAUUCUGAAACGUUUCCGAGUAAAUUAGAACAGAAAUACCCAGGAGUUAAAUUGAUUUUCUCUAAUUUCGAGUCUGGGGGAUCUGCACUUAACAGUUUGAUAAAAGAUGUACAAACUCCAUAUGUCUUAGUUGCAAGAAAAAUGAAUAAAUUCACAAACGAUUCAAGGUUAGAAAGACUAGUUAGAGAAAUAGAAAGUAUAAAUGUAACAGCUGUGGGUGGUGCGUUUCGUGAAUCAAAUGGUCAUUGGAGAAAAGGAUGUUUCCAGUCGGUGUAUAGAAAUUACACAUUGAAGUAUAUGGAGGGAUAUGAUGAGUCAUUUCAUGAAUGUUUAUUUUGUGAUUAUAUUCAAGGUCCGUUUAUAACGACUGCUAAAUACCUGAAGGAAAACAGUUUUAAAAAUAUUGACGAGAAUAACGGUCUAUACGAAGAUUGGUUUCUCAGAAUUACCCAGUCAGGCCGGGAAACAAUUUUAUGUCCAGAUUCUAUGUUCCAUGUUGAUAACCUGACUACUGUAUCUGGUUCGAACUGGAAAGCAUUUUCUGAAUAUUGGAAAGUUUAUCAUGCCUAUUUGCCAAUGGGGAAUGAAAUGAAACUCAACUGCGAAAAUGUAAAAAUAUCGAGUAGCCCUUCCAAAGCUUUAUCACCUUGUGCAAUGAAGGUAUACAAUGAUGGUAUUAAUCUAAUUAUGCAAAAAUGUGAGGAAACUGGCACUAUAUGUGAGUUGCAGGAAGGUACCGCGUUAGGGGCUGUCAAGUUAGGGAAAAAUCUCCCUUGGGACAUAGACUACGAUUUGCGAUUUUCAAUAACAAACUGUUCAAAAUGUAAACUGCUUGAUAAAGCACUAAAAACAGCUGGCUUGAAAGGAGAAAGCCUUGUUUCAAGGUGCUGUAACCAAAAGUUAGGUAAGCCAGUCAAUUUUGCCAUUUAUUACAAAGGUAGAUAUGGUGACUUUACUGGCCAUCCUGUAAUGGACAGCCAAAUGCUUGUUAAAAACGGUAUAGCCCCUACCAAAGUCUUAUUUGACGGACAAUGGGUAAAUGUUCCAAGGAACCCAGGGCUGUUCAUGAGAAAUAGAUACGGCAAAGAAAUAUACAGACACGCGGAACAUUGGAGAUAUACGGGACAUAAAACCCACAGACCUAACUAUACAACAAACGUGUUUAUAACAUGUAAACAACCAGGAGCUCACGAUUGUUUGGACAGAUACAAUGCGGACGGAGAUCUCCCGUUUAAUGUGAUGUUACCAUAAUACUAGCAUUCUAUGAUAAUACCACAUAUAAUAAUGUAGUUCUAAUAGUUAAAUGUAUUCUUGCAUGUGACACUAGUGUUUUCUUUAGUGUUACCCAUGCCAGAAAUUUCAUCUGGCCUGGGAAUGCAUAUGAGUCGCGUGCUGUUGUGCUGUAAAUUGACGAAUUUCAUGAAUGAACUGCGUUAAAAUGACAUCAUUUCGGUGCAUGCAUGCCUAGAAGGACGUAAUUUUGCCAUUAUGAAUGAAGUUGUAAGUGAGGUAUUGUUUAGCGGUUUUGUCCAAGGAUGAUAAUUUGGUCUUAACGGUACAUGGGAAAAUCCGAUCACUAUAUAUAUAUAUAUAUAUAUAGCAUAAGUUUUAUAUUAUUGUUUGUGUAUAAAUUGCAUGGCUCUGACGUUAAACUGACUUAAAUGUUACUUUAAGUGAUUUGUUGUACGUGAUAUGUUGUACACGUACGUUCAAACCUCAUAUUCUGCCAUUUUUUAAUCACAGCCUCUUGCUCUGCAUUUUGUUGUUUCUUAUUUUCGUUUUUUUGAUGAUAAUAUAUAUUUUACAGUACAUGUAAAUAUAUUUUUAUAUCUA